Molecule: messenger RNA, 1812 nt
Organism: Grammomys surdaster
Lineage: Eukaryota; Metazoa; Chordata; Mammalia; Rodentia; Muridae
Product: myeloid cell surface antigen CD33-like
Exons: 6
Coding region: 1-930 (309 amino acids)
Biological process (GO): cell adhesion
Cellular component (GO): plasma membrane
Molecular function (GO): sialic acid binding
Source: RefSeq, a predicted model, not a curated record
AUGCUGCUGACCCUACUGCUACCCUUGUUCUGGAUGUUUAAAUGGGCAUCUGGAAAUUGCUUUCUUCUCCAUAGAGAGUCCAGAAAUACAUAUCCAUCUCUGUCACUGGGGUUACGGUUUGUGACGGUGCAGGAGGGCCUGUGUGUUCUCGUGCCCUGCACAUUCACUGAGUACCCCAUAAUCAUGCGGUCAGACCUCGUCUUUGGGUACUGGUUCCACGAACGGGAGACUACAGACCUUGAUUCUCUGGUGGCUACAAACAACCCAAACCAACUAGUGCAAAAGGAGACGCAGAGCCGAUUCCACCUCUCUAUGUACUGCUCCUUGGACAUCAGAGAUGCACAGAAGGGUGACAGUGGUUCUUACUUCUUCAGUCUGGAAACAGAAGGUGUAAAGUGGAACUACUGUGAAGAUAAGAUCUUUGUACAUGUGACAGACCUCACUUACACCCCCAACAUCAACAUCCCACAGACACUGGAACUUGGUCAUCCUACCGAUGUGAUGUGCUCUGUGCCCUGGGCUUGUGAACGGGGAACACCCCCCAUCUUCUCCUGGAUGUCAUCUGCCCUCAUAUCCCUGAGCCCCACGACCACCUUCUCCUCAGUGCUGACCCUCACUCCCAGGCUCCAGGACCAUGGAACCAACCUCACCUGUCAGGUGACCUUCCCUGGAGCUGGUGUGACUGUUCAAAAGACUGUCCAGAUCAAUGUCAUCUAUACUGCACAGAACUCCACAGUCCAUUUCUCUGGAAGAGACGGCCCAGGGAAACCAAGGCCCCUGGCAGAGGUGAUACAGGUAGCCAUGGGAGAAGCAGCUAUCAAAUUCCUACUUCUUGGGCUCUGCCUCUUUUUCCUCAGCCUGAGAUCCCAUAGGAAGAGAGUGGAGAGUCCAGCAACACACAUGGAUGAUGGAGACACUGUCAUGGAUUAGUCUCUCAGGAUGUGGAGAUAGCUGGCAUUACACCAUGGAUCCACCACACCCAAGUCAAGAGAGCCAUGGAUGAUGAUGACAACAGGACUGUUUCCAGACUACGGACCUACUAAAAAUUAAAUUUUUGUCUUGCUCUUCUACUCUCUACCCCUCUACAUCAUCUUAGGUCUUGCGUUUUACUCUAUGGGUGUGAAUAUAGGGUUAUGGUCUCACUCCCACAGUCCUCAGGCCUGUAACUAGGAACUGAGAAAGAUGGAUACAGGGAAAGUAUUAAUUAGUGUGACUACAGACCACCAACCCAUAAUCAUCUUGACCUCUGCUCACUGAUGCCCACUUUAAGUGUUUGGUUGUAUUGAAAAAAAAAAAAAAAAGAACGAUAUGGGAGUUUAUCUUUUGAGGUAGAAAUACAGAGUUUACAAUUCUAUGCAUCUCCUAAGGCUGAGCCCUUUAGUUACCAGGAACAAGAGAGAUCUGUUGCAAAAAUUGGGGUUAUGAGACUAAGGCUUCCUGAAAUUUCCUUUUAAAAAGAUUUUGGUCUUUGGAAAACCUGGGGAAAUCAGACUCUAUGCCACUGGAAGGGACAAAAUCUAUCAAGAGAUAGAGGUUACUAUUCCCAGCCAGAAAUCAGCCAAGAUUGAUAGUUAUCCUUAGGCACUCAGGCCCCAAACUACAUAAGAUAGGAAUGAGCCAGACUGUCACCCCAUUGACUUACAAAACUCACUGUGACUGGGACAGCCUUAAUUAACAUUAGAGAAUUUACAAGAGGCUAAAAUUUGUCUAAUACUCAAAAGAUGCCUGCCCUUCUGCCUUGUGAGGCCAGCCUGAGGUCUAGGACAGCCAGAGCUACACAGAGAAACCCCUGUCUCAAAAAAAAAAAAAAAA